UGUACACUCGACUCGUGUGCUGUUGUUAGUGCCACGUCCGUCCGUGUUUACUAUUCUUGAUAUACAUGACAGUCUAAUACUUAACUGGAUUUAUUAAAGUUCUCUCCUACAUUUUAGGGAAAUGGGUGGCUCUCAGAGUGUAGAAAUUCCUGGUGGAGGAAUGGAAGGCUAUCAUGUUCUCAGAGUCCAGAAUGCAUCUCCUGGACAGCUUGCAGGACUAGAGGCCUUCUUUGACUUCAUCGUAGCCAUUGGAAACACUCGCUUGGAUCAAGACAACGACACACUCAAGGAGCUACUGAACAAGAACCUGGAAAAGUCCGUGGAGAUGAAGGUUUACUCCAGCAAAACCCAGCGCGUUCGCUCCAUCAACAUCACUCCAUCUAAGCUGUGGGGCGGACAAGGCCUUCUUGGAGUCUCCAUCCGCUUCUGCUCUUUUGAGGGAGCAAAUGAGAAUGUCUGGCAUAUUCUUGAAGUGGAGGGCAACUCUCCUGCGGCCAUCGCAGGGCUGGUGGCGUUCAAGGACUACAUCAUCGGGGCAGACUCUGUGCUGCACGAGAGCGAGGACCUCUUCUCUCUCAUUGAAGCUCAUGAUAAAAGGCCUCUGAAGCUGUACGUGUAUAACAUUGACUCGGACGUGUGCCGGGAGGUGACUGUUACCCCAGACUCCAAGUGGGGUGGUGAAGGAAGCCUUGGUUGUGGUAUUGGUUAUGGUUACUUGCACCGCAUCCCACUGCGCCCUGAGGACACCACAACCACCACACCCACCACCUGCACCACCACCACCACACCGCUGGACCCCACCACAGCGGCCCACACCAUACAGGCGGCGAGUGCUGGACUCCUGCAAACUAACCUUGCUGGUGGACCAGUCGGUGCUGCACCAUCUCUUGUCAGCCAAGGCUUGCCGUCUGCUGUUAGUCAAGCCAUGCCAUCUGCUGUCAGCCAAGGCAUACCAUCUUCUGUCAGCCAAGCAUUCACAACAAGUGGAUUGCCUCCCAUCAGCCAAGGCUUUGCACCGAUCAGUCAAGCUCUACCACCGAUCAGCCAAGGCUUAGCAGCAACCAGUCAAGCUCUACCACCCGUCAGCCAAGGCUUAGCAGCAACCAGUCAAGCACCACUUCCUGUCAGCCAAGGCUUGCCAGCGGCAGCAUAUAAUUCGCCAGCUGCCACUCCGUUCUCUUACCCAACUGCUACUGUUAAUUACAGUUUUGCCCCGGGCUCAGCGCUGCCGCCCCCCGCCUCCCUGCCCCCCAGCGUGGGGUUCAUGCCCCCCACUAGUAACCCCCUCACCAUGGGGGGCCACCCCACCACCCAGGUGGGAGCAUCACAACCUGCCUCAGCAGCGAGCUUCUUCCAGCCCCCCAGCAGCCAGCAAUACUUCACCCCAGCCAUGAGCCACUCUGUGGCACACUCCUUCCCUGCCGGAGGUGUGGGGGCCAUGUCCCCCCUCCCCACCAUCCCCGGUAUGCCCGUCACCACCCCCAUCUCCCUCCCCGGCCUCCCCCCCAUCACAGUGAGCGCCAGCCUGCCUCCCUCCGCCCUGCAAGCCAUCCAGCAGCCAGUCAGCCUGCCCAGCAGCCAGCCUCAGCCAGUUCAGUGAUGACGUCAGCCAGUCCAGUGAUGACGUCACCUCAGCCAGUGAUGACGUCACAUCUCAGCCAGUGAUGACGCCACACUUCAGCCAGUGAUGACGUCACACCUCAGCCAGUGAUGACGUCACACUUCAGCCAGUGAUGACGUCACACUUCAGCCAGUGAUGACGUCACACCUCAGCCAGUGAUGACGUCACAUCUCAGCCAGUGAUGACGUCACACUUCAGCCAGUGAUGACGUCACACCUCAGCCAGUGAUGACGUCACACCUCAGCCAGUGAUGACGUCACACCUCAGCCAAUGAUGACGUCACUAUCUCCAAGUGAUGACGUCAGCAGUAACGAAUUAUGACGUCAUCAACAAGUCGUGACGUCAUCAGCACUCCACAAACGGGAUAAAGGUUAUCACUUGUAUAGUGCUAAGGUAUAGCGGGGGGUACAUUAGAAGGAGAACUGCAAUAUAAUUAAAGUGAUCAUCACUGUGAGCUGCACUGAUGAGAUAAUCUUAACUCUACUGCACUUGAGAAUUAAUCCUGACUUAUAACUUUUACUGUAAACGAUCUGGCAGUAAAUGUCUGAACGUGGCUCGUAAUAAAUGUGCUAUUCCUGUUAGUACUGGCAAAGAAAAGGGUUUGGAAAUAGUAACUAAAUUAUUUAUUUCUAGGAUAUUUGUACCAGCCUUGUAAAAUGUAUUCGAUGGUAACGAAUUAAUGUAGAAAAUGUCCGGGAAUGCGUGGAAAAUUCCAACGGCAAUCAAACCUCGCAAAAUUAAACCUAAAAAUUGCAUUAAAUAUUGAAUGUAUGACCACCGUUAACUAUUUGAAAUCAUCUCGAGAAUAAGAAACGGUAAUUUCUCAGAUCAUCUUGUAGUGCAGCGGUUUGACAACAAGUUUUGAACCAAUGUAGACAACAUGAAUUUCAACAUGCUAGCAUAUGUUAACAAUGCAGUUCUCACCUUGUGUUGAACACAUCUUGUCAACAUGAACUUAGUUAGAAGACAUGUUGUAGUCGCAGUCAUCGUCUAAAUUACUCAAGCUGUAAAAAAUAAGACCACUUAUCAUCAACACAUGUUGUACACGCAUUUGUCGUCAAAAUAAAAGUUGUAAAAAAUAAGACCACUUAUCGUCAAAAUUAAAGUUGUAAAAAAUAAGAGCGUCGCUGGAAAUUCUACUCUCUGCUGCCAAUAGUUUGGUUGCUGCGCUGUAACAUCGUCUAUUAAUCUUGUCUUGAAGACCUGAAUAACCUAUAUAAUGCAUUAAAAUAUAUUUGCGUAAAACUCUUGUAUAUAUACCUAUAUCAUUGUCUUUGCUACCUUUACUAUCUUAUUUUCUCUUUAUUUCACAUAAGCCUUUAUUCGGUUUUCCUGAAAUUCAUUAUUUAUGAUUUUUUAUCUGUUCUCAACUUGAGAUUUAGUGUGAAAAUACAACAUUUGAUUUUUGUUUACUAGAUUCUAUGUACUACUUUCAAAGAUAAUUAUUCAUUUAUAGAACUUGUCUCGUAUUCUUUAUGGCAAAAGUCGUGAAUUUUCUUUAUAUGUCUCUACCAUUCCUUAUAUUAGGAAAUAUUGCUGUUUCUGCUCUGGAAGCUAUUAUUGGAAUUGUAUAUCUUCAGGGAAAUGCCCGCAUAUUUUAAGUAUGUUAAUUAUUCUUAUCAAGUUUUUCGCACCAGCUCCCUGUUAUCGCUGUCAUAUUUUAGAUUUGCUUUAAAGAUAGGCAGUUAAAUUUUCUUUAUUAGUCAGCAAUGUAGAUCUCAAAUAUUAUCUGGGUUGAAACGACUUCAAUAGUAAUAUUGUGAUAGAAGGUGAUAAAAUUUUGGAUAAAACGUGUUUUUAAUGCCGUACACAAUAUCAUUUGAAUCUUUUAAAUAUGUGUCAAUCGUGGACAUGAUAUCAUUUAACAUAGUUUGAUUCAAAUACAGUUGCAGCCUCAGUUGAUUUUUACAAUUUUAAAUAUUAAAUUAUAUCCUUUAAAGAUGCAGGAGUAUAAAGCUGUUCAAUCUUGCGGGCGCAAUGUAAAGACUCAAAUGUUGCCAGCUUUUGUUGUGUAAAUAAAUACUUCUGGCGAAUGAACUUAGCUUGUCGACUUUGAUGCUUUAAACUAAAAUUUUAUAUCAAUUACUAUUUUUUGAAUUAUCCAUUUAUGUUUUCGAAAAUAAUUCGUGGAGAUAACUCUGUUUUUUAGAUAACUAUCAUCGGCACACUUUUUGUUAUUGAUUGUGCCACCAAUGUACAGCCUUAAAAAGUUUGUUGCUUUUUCCAUCAGUUCAGUUGGCUUACGGCUGUAUAACAGAUAAAGGUUUAGCUAGGCAAAGAAUUUAAAACUAAAAAUUUUUCAAUUUAGGUUCUUUAUUUUCGGUUGCAAAAUUUGAAGUCAACUCAUCGUGCAAUUUUUUUAUGAACUUUCGUAGUCUGAAAAUAAUUUGCCAGCGUGUUGGUGUAGGCAAAUUCAUUCGCUGAACUUUAAUGGUAAAAAUUAAUUACGGGAUGUACUAAGGGUUCAUAUUCACGUUGCCUGUACGAUAUAAUUGACAACAUUUUUUCUCAUUAAAAUGCCGGACCAGA
Hyalella azteca is the source of this 4150-nucleotide messenger RNA. RefSeq names its product Golgi reassembly-stacking protein 2 (gene Grasp65). Bases 122 to 1600 code for a protein of 492 amino acids. Gene Ontology annotation, cellular component: Golgi apparatus. Gene Ontology annotation, biological process: Golgi organization. NCBI's taxonomy places the organism in Eukaryota, Metazoa, Arthropoda, Malacostraca, Amphipoda, Hyalellidae. Gene Ontology annotation, molecular function: protein binding. The record is from RefSeq and is a predicted model, not a curated record. The transcript is spliced from 11 exons.